AUGUCUCAGUUCGCAGGAGCCAAGUGGUUCAGUAAACUCGAUGCUUCUUCGGGGUUUUGGCAGAUGAAGCUUGACGAUGCUAGUUCAAGACUCUGUACAUUCAACACGCCAGAAGGAAGAUACAGAUUCCUCCGUCUUCCAUAUGGUAUCCUAUCUGCUCCAGAGGUCUAUCACAAGACUAUUCACACAAUAUUCGAGCACAUUCCAGGAGUCACAACCAUGAUGGAUGACGUGAUCGUGUGGGGAUCCACAAAAGAGGAACAUGACACAAGGCUACGACAAGUGCUUGAGCGUACACGAAGUGUCAAUCUGAAGCUAAACAGAGACAAAUGUGAAUUUGCAGUCAAGUCACUGACGUUCAUCGGAGAUGUUGUGUCAGAGAAAGGGGUGAGUCCUGAUCCGAGGAAGACUUCAGCCAUAGCAAAUAUGGAAAGGCCCCAGAACAAGGACGAGGUGAGGCGGUUCUUAGGAAUGGUCACGUACCUAGCCAAGUUUAUACCCCAGCUGUCUGCCAUUUCGGCUCCACUCAGGAUGCUGCUGGAGCAGAAAAAUGAGUGGAUGUGGCUAAAGCAGCAAGAGGAGUGCUUUCAGAACCUGAAAAAGAUUCUCAUCUCAGAGCCAGUGCUUAGGUUCUACGAUCCCAAACGAGAGACAAGAAUCUCAGCAGAUGCUUCGCAGUAUGGCUUAGGAGCCGUCCUUCUACAGUUGCAUGAGGAAACAUGGCAACCAGUGGCCUAUGCGUCGAGAGCCCUCACCAGCGCUGAGGUCAAUUAUGCGCAAAUCGAGAAAGAGUUGCUGGCCACGACGUAUGCAUGUGAACGUUUCCACCAAUAUGUAUAUGGGCAGACUGUAGAAGCGGAGACAGACCAUAAACCAUUGGUCGCAAUCAUGUCCAAGCCAUUGACUGACUGUCCUCUGAGAAUACAGCGUAUGUUAAUACGACUGCAGAAAUACGACGUGAAUUUGACAUAUACACCAGGAAAAUACAUGUAUGCAGCGGAUACACUGUCACGGGCUGUUGACAAACAUGAGAAAGCAGACAAAGAAAAAUGUGCAGACAUACAAGCAUAUGUUGACAUGAUCAUGACGUCACUUCCUGUGUCAAGUGAAAAAACAGAACAACUCAAACAAGAAACAGAAAAGGAUGAAACAUUGACAGAACUCAGGAGGAUAAUCAAACAAGGAUGGCCUGAGCGCAAAAGCGACUGUCCACGGCGAGUUCAAGAUUACUGGACCUACAAAACAGAGCUGACGGAGGUCGACAACAUUGUGUUCAAGGGCAACCGGUUUGUGAUUCCGUCUUCAAUGCAAAAAGAAAUGCUCAGGAAGAUACAUGAAGGGCACCUGGGGGAAGAAAAGUGUAAACGCAGAGCUCGUGAAGUCAUGUAUUGGCCGGGAAUGAAUCGAGAGAUUGGCCUGCUCACAGCCAAAUGCGAAGUGUGCCUGCCUUACCGAUCCAAACAGCAGGCAGAACCACUUAUGACUUACCCUGUGCCAGAAAGACCAUUCUACAGAGUAGGAGCGGAUCUGUUCGACUGCCAUGGAAAGAGCCAUAUCGUCGUGACAGAUUACUUCUCAAACUACCCUGAGGUCGCGACCUUGCAAACAACAUCCAGCAAGGCAGUCAUUGCAUUCCUUAAGACUGUAUUUGCAAGACAUGGAGUCCCCUGCGACCUGGUCUCGGAUAAUGGUCCGCAAUUUUCAAGCAAAGAAUUUGCUGACUUCGCAAAGGAAUGGGGUUUUAAGCACAUUACAUCUAGCCCACAUUAUCCCAGGUCCAAUGGCCUUGCAGAGAGCUCAGUCAAAAUUGUCAAAGGUCUCAUGAAGAAAGCGCACGAUGGAAAUGAAGACUUUCAUCGCAGCCUGAUGAUCUACAGGAGUGCGCCACUGCAGAACGGACUGUCCCCAGCCCAAAUGCUAAUGGGACGACGCUUGAGAACCAAUCUGCCAAUCCAUGAGAAUCUCUUGACACCAAAAGGAGCACACAAAAUCAAAAUUGACAAAGAAAAAGACAAAGUGAAACAAAAACAGCAUCACGACAAAAGAGCAAAGAAGCUGAGAGUCUUGAGGCCCGGAGAACAGGUCACAAUCAGAGAUCAUGUGACAGGCAUCUGGAAUCUGCAUGGUUCAGUGCAAAAAGAGGUGGCACCACGCUCUUAUGAAGUUCAGACAGAGCAUGGAGGGUCUCUGAGAAGGAAUCGUGUCGAUCUCAAACCACAAGUGUCAAGCCAGACAGGGGUGGAACAGCCCGACACAAUGCCACAAGCCGGAGACAACACCCUGGAGCAUACCGUGGAACCGGAAGUGCCAGCAACUGUCCAUAGCUCUCCUGCCAAGACUCCGUGCAGACCAAAGCGCACGGUUCAGCCUCCCAAGAGACUCAUUGAAAGUUGCUGA
Engraulis encrasicolus (European anchovy) is the source of this 2397-nucleotide messenger RNA. RefSeq lists its product as uncharacterized. The transcript has a single exon. The coding region runs from base 1 to 2397 and encodes 798 amino acids. Gene Ontology annotation, biological process: DNA integration. Gene Ontology annotation, molecular function: nucleic acid binding. The record is from RefSeq and is a predicted model, not a curated record. NCBI's taxonomy places the organism in Eukaryota, Metazoa, Chordata, Actinopteri, Clupeiformes, Engraulidae.